This is a messenger RNA of Gymnodraco acuticeps, 1942 nucleotides long. It is a transcript of the gene tpgs2, whose product is annotated as tubulin polyglutamylase complex subunit 2. The record is from RefSeq and is a predicted model, not a curated record. Gene Ontology annotation, biological process: protein polyglutamylation. The transcript is spliced from 7 exons. NCBI's taxonomy places the organism in Eukaryota, Metazoa, Chordata, Actinopteri, Perciformes, Bathydraconidae. Bases 92 to 976 code for a protein of 294 amino acids.
CUUCCUGUGUUGUCAGCUCAGAGGUGAACGAUACAGGGCAGAUAGCUGCAACGGAUGCUUGCUCUGUUUGGUGCACAUUUGUGAAUACCAAAUGGAAGAGACUAAAGAAAGCUUAACCUUUAAAGGUGUUGCUGAGAGACUGACGCUUGGCAUUACUCGAAUACUCGAGAACAUGCCAGGUGUGGUCGAUGUGCGUUUUGUUGAGAAGGAGCCUGCAGAGAAGAGGAGCCUCCUGUCAUGGGAACAGAAAAACACUUGUAUUUUGCCAGAGGACCUGCGAGAUUUCUAUCUGACAACUGAUGGAUUCACGCUUACCUGGAGUGUUAAACUAGACAAUGAGUGUGUUCCCCUGGGAUGCAUGAUGAUAAACAGUGUGUCCACCCUGUGCCCACUCCUCCAACCAGUAUCACUAUUCUCUCUGCCCAAUGCCCCCUCGCUGGCAGACCUGGACUGGGAGGAGGACGGCGCAGAAAGUGGGAGGGGUCGUGCUCCCGCUGCACCCCACUUUGAUUCCCGGAGCCGCAUCUUCGAGCUGCACUCCUGCGGUGUGAAUGGGAAAGUGUGUCUAGUCUACAAAAACUGCACUACAGGUGUGGUAGCCCAGCAAAGUGACAUUUGGUUCCUUGAUCGCUCGCUGUGUUGGCAUUUACUGACCGCAACCUUCACCUCCUACUACCGACUGAUGAUCACCCACCUUGGUCUACCUGAGUGGCAGUAUGCCUUCACCCCGUACGGCCCCAGCCCCCAGGCCAAGCAGUGGGCAUCACUGUACCAGCCUCUGACUUUCAGCAGUGAGCUCAACUUUGCGGAUCCUGCAGGAGAUUCCCACCUCAACAAGCUGGAUCCUACAAAGGCCUUCAAAGGAAAAGCCAAGGUACCUGUCUUAAAGAAGAAGCAGUCAACACCAUGCAGCCUAGGGAGCACAGCAAAGAGCCAAAGUAGCGCAGUGAGACACCACAGUGGGGGAAAGCGGUGAGAAUUUUUCCAUCAGAGGAAAACCUUUCAACCAGCUUUUCCGUCUAACAUGGGUUAGUGGAGCAGCUCGCAAGUCCUUCAAGGGUCGGGUUUGGUUAGCUUCGCUAGGCUCAAUGAGAGCAUUUUGUCCAAAAGCGAGUCUGGAAUGGUGCACGUCUGAAUGGAUACAUAAGAAGAGUUUAUAUAUUUAUUUAUAUAUAAAUAAUCCUGACAUGUUUUGAGUGCUGUCACUAAUAGAGACUCUUUAAUACUUAAGUAAUCAGAAUAAAUAAAUAUCUGUAUUUAUCAUUGUAUAUAUUUACAUUUCAAAUGUCUCUUACAACAAUCACAUACAAUAUAUCAUAUAAACACAUUUAAAAUAAGUGUGAAAUUGGUAAAUAAAAAACAGGAAGAAUACAAAUAAUACUUUUUCAGUUGGGCAGUAAGUGCUUGUAUGACUAAAGUCAUAGCUCUAGUUACAAACUCUAAAUAGUUUAGUCCUGAGUUUUCUAUCUAAUAAUGACAUCUGCUCUGACAGUGAUGCGGUUUAAUUCCAGCAUUUAAGGAAAAUAAUGUGCUAGCUUUAGUGCUCUUGUUGCCGUGGCAGACUUAUUAGACAUUCAGGAUUAAUUUGUUUUUUGUUCAAGUACUUUGGAACUCCUACAAAGUUAAUCAAAACACAUUACCUAAUCUAAUCUUACAUGUUUGAGCUUCACGCUGCUGUGCACUGGAUUUUUUGGAAAGAUUAAUGUGUGUUUUAUCUUUGCUUGUGCUGCUGCCAUUUCAAGCUGUGAGGAGCAAACUCCUAUUGUUCCUAUUUUAUUUUAAUUGUUUUAGUUUGGAUAGAAUGCUUUUUACUUUGCUUCACAUGUAGUGCCCAAGCUCAUGUUAAUCGUCUCCUGUUGAUUGUUAUAAUGAAAGAUAUUAAAGGUGUCUUCCAAUGUAUUACAAGCUGCUAUUACCUCAAUAAAAAAACAAGUAUAAGUGU